This is a messenger RNA of Rhizophagus irregularis DAOM 181602=DAOM 197198, 582 nucleotides long. RefSeq lists its product as uncharacterized. Lineage: Eukaryota; Fungi; Glomeromycota; Glomeromycetes; Glomerales; Glomeraceae. The record is from RefSeq and is a predicted model, not a curated record.
AUGUCUGAACCUUCUAAUAUUUUUAAAAAAGUUUUCAAAAAAAUUUCCAAUAGAAAUAAUAGAAAUACAGGUACUGAAAAUUUUAAUGAAGAAUCUCAAGUAAUUCGAGCUCAACAGGGUUACACCCAGUUCCCGCCUCUACCCGGACUUCCGUCUGAUUGCGCCUUCUCGUUUGACAACGUGGGUGGUUUCCAACCACAUCAAAACUUAAAUAAUGCCAUUGCGGCUGUUGGGGCAUACCUCAACAGCCCAAAUGGCAUUUGGGCGAAACAUACCCCAUUAAUACCAGACCUUGGACGAGUUUACCAGAUCGAAGUUCCACGAAAAGGGAUACCAGCUUUCUUGGAAUUGACGAAACCGGAAUUUACGAACAGCCGGACAGGGAUACCGGCUUCUUGGAACAAAUAUCUGGAUACUUGGAGGCGAAAGGUGAGAUUAGAGAAAGCAGGCAAAUCAAUUGAGAAACUAAAAGAUAGUGAAAGAUAUCAAAGAGAAAUAUCCAAUAAUGCUAUUAAUCAGCGAACUGAGAUUGAGGAAGAAAGAAACAAGCUAGCUAAGGAGAUCAUAUUGUGUUUGACUUAG